AUGGCGGCGAUGGCGGUGGCGCUGCGGGGAUUAGGAGGGCGCUUCCGGUGGCGGACGCAGGCCGUGGCGGGCGGGGUGCGGGGCGCAGCGCGGGGCGCAGCAGCAGGUCAGCGGGACUAUGAUCUCCUGGUGGUCGGCGGGGGAUCUGGUGGCCUGGCUUGUGCCAAGGAGGCCGCUCAGCUGGGAAGGAAGGUGGCCGUGGUGGACUACGUGGAACCUUCUCCCCAAGGCACCCGGUGGGGCCUCGGCGGCACCUGCGUCAACGUGGGCUGCAUCCCCAAGAAGCUGAUGCACCAGGCGGCACUGCUGGGAGGCCUGAUCCAAGAUGCCCCCAACUAUGGCUGGGAGGUGGCCCAGCCCGUGCCGCAUGACUGGAGGAAGAUGGCAGAAGCUGUUCAAAAUCACGUGAAAUCCUUGAACUGGGGCCACCGUGUCCAGCUUCAGGACAGAAAAGUCAAGUACUUUAACAUCAAAGCCAGCUUUGUUGACGAGCACACGGUUUGCGGCGUUGCCAAAGGUGGGAAAGAGAUUCUGCUGUCAGCCGAUCACAUCAUCAUUGCUACUGGAGGGCGGCCAAGAUACCCCACGCACAUCGAAGGUGCCUUGGAAUAUGGAAUCACAAGUGAUGACAUCUUCUGGCUGAAGGAAUCCCCUGGAAAAACGUUGGUGGUCGGGGCCAGCUAUGUGGCCCUGGAGUGUGCUGGCUUCCUCACCGGGAUUGGGCUGGACACCACCAUCAUGAUGCGCAGCAUCCCCCUCCGCGGCUUCGACCAGCAAAUGUCCUCCAUGGUCAUAGAGCACAUGGCAUCUCAUGGCACCCGGUUCCUGAGGGGCUGUGCCCCCUCGCGGGUCAGGAGGCUCCCUGAUGGCCAGCUGCAGGUCACCUGGGAGGACCGCACCACCGGCAAGGAGGACACGGGCACCUUUGACACCGUCCUGUGGGCCAUAGGUCGAGUCCCAGACACCAGGAGUCUGAAUUUGGAGAAGGCUGGGGUAGAUACUAGCCCCGACACUCAGAAGAUCCUGGUGGACUCCCGGGAAGCCACCUCUGUGCCCCACAUCUACGCCGUUGGUGACGUGGUGGAGGGGCGGCCUGAGCUGACACCCACAGCGAUCAUGGCCGGGAGGCUCCUGGUGCAGCGGCUCUUCGGCGGGUCCUCAGAUCUGAUGGACUACGACAAUGUUCCCACGACCGUCUUCACCCCGCUGGAGUAUGGCUGUGUGGGGCUGUCCGAGGAGGAGGCAGUGGCUCACCACGGGCAGGAGCAUGUUGAGGUCUAUCACGCCCAUUAUAAACCACUGGAGUUCACGGUGGCUGGACGAGAUGCAUCCCAGUGUUAUGUAAAGAUGGUGUGCCUGAGGGAGCCCCCACAGCUGGUGCUGGGCCUGCAUUUCCUUGGCCCCAACGCAGGCGAAGUUACUCAAGGAUUUGCUCUGGGGAUCAAGUGUGGGGCCUCCUAUGCGCAGGUGAUGCGGACCGUGGGUAUCCAUCCCACAUGCUCUGAGGAGGUAGUCAAGCUGCGCAUCUCCAAGCGCUCAGGCCUGGACCCCACGGUGACAGGCUGCUGAGGGUAAGCGCCAUCCCUGCAGGCCAGGGCACACGGUGCGCCCGCCGCCAGCUCCUCGGAGGCCAGACCCAGGAUGGCUGCAGGCCAGGUUUGGGGGGCCUCAACCCUCUCCUGGAGCGCCUGUGAGAUGGUCAGCGUGGAGCGCAAGUGCUGGACAGGUGGCCCGUGUGCCCCACAGGGAUGGCUCAGGGGACUGUCCACCUCACCCCUGCACCUCUCAGCCUCUGCCGCCGGACACCCCCCCAGGCUCCUGGUGCCAGAUGAUGACGACCUGGGUGGAAACCUACCCUGUGGGCACCCAUGUCCGAGCCCCCUGGCAUUUCUGCAUUGCAAAUAAAGAGGGUACUUUUUCUGAA
Pan troglodytes (chimpanzee) is the source of this 1924-nucleotide messenger RNA. RefSeq names its product thioredoxin reductase 2 (gene TXNRD2). The transcript has 18 exons. Gene Ontology annotation, molecular function: flavin adenine dinucleotide binding; thioredoxin-disulfide reductase (NADPH) activity; glutathione-disulfide reductase (NADPH) activity. The record is from RefSeq and is a predicted model, not a curated record. Gene Ontology annotation, biological process: glutathione metabolic process; cellular response to oxidative stress; cell redox homeostasis. Gene Ontology annotation, cellular component: mitochondrion; cytosol. Bases 1 to 1569 code for a protein of 522 amino acids. NCBI's taxonomy places the organism in Eukaryota, Metazoa, Chordata, Mammalia, Primates, Hominidae.